This is a messenger RNA of Ilex paraguariensis (yerba mate), 348 nucleotides long. The record is from the annotation of a GenBank genome assembly. NCBI's taxonomy places the organism in Eukaryota, Viridiplantae, Streptophyta, Magnoliopsida, Aquifoliales, Aquifoliaceae.
AUGAAUGAAAGCAUCAAAGAGAUCUUGUCUUUUAAGAUGGCUGGAGGAAAACUUCACUGGUUGGUGAAGAAGCUGACCAAGAAGAAUGGCGAUGGAUACGUUAUCCUCAAGGAAAUAAAUGGCAAGGAACGAGUCCGAAGCGGGUUCUUUCCGGUAUAUGUGGGUGAAGAGAGCAAGAGGUAUGAGAUUCCAGUCACGUGGAUGUCUUCAAUAAGAUUGAUGGCAUUGUUCCUUCAAUUUCAAGAUGAAAUCAUACAAGCGGCGGCGGAACCGAUAACCUUGCCUUGUUCCACGAAAGAGUUCGAGACGGUUCUCAGUCUCGUCAAGGCGGAGAAGAUUAAGCGGUGA